AAGGACCUUGUGGAGGUGUGUGGUGAUAACAUCAUGUCUGUCUCUCAGCUGAUCACUGUCGGAGCCACCGCUCAGGGUGUCACCAGUUUCAACACCAAAGGCAACUUCUUCUGCAUGUACCUGGGCGGAGCCAUUGCUGUCAUUAUCGCCAUAUACGUGUCAGGAGGCAUCUCAGGAGGGCACCUGAACCCGGCGUACUCGCUCAGCCUUUGCGUCCUGGGCAGGUUCCCUUGGAGGAAGUUGCCCCUUUACGUUCUCAUCCAGCUGGUGGCGUCCUUCACCGGCGCUGCGGCAGUGUUUGCUUUAUAUUACGAUGCCAUCCAAGCUUAUACCAAUGGGACCCUGACGGUUUUCGGACCAAGAGAGACAGCUUCCAUAUUUUCCUCAUACCCCGCCCCCUAUCUUAGCACCUGGAACGGCUUCCUGGAUCAGGUGAUGGGAACAGCCAUGUUGAUGAUUGGCAUCUUGGCCAUCUGUGACCCCAGAAACAAACCUGUCCCCAAGGGUCUGGAACCUGUCGUUGUGGGUUUGCUGGUCUUCUCCAUUGGAUUGUCUAUGGGUGCCAACUGUGGAUACCCCAUCAACCCAAGUCGAGACCUGGGGCCAAGGCUGUUCACCUACGUGGCUGGAUGGGGAGCCGAUGUAUUCAGAGCUGGAAACAGCUGGUGGUGGGUCCCUGUGGUGGCACCAUGUGUCGGGGCAGUUCUCGGUUCUCUGCUGUACCAGAUAUUAGUGGAAUUCCACCACCCGCCAACGGAGAGUGAAUGCGGAGAGGUCUUGACCGGGGAAGCCCUACAAGAGAACGGGAAGGAAAUUCCCAUUUAUACAGUACAUUUGGACAAUUCUUUUUCUCACCGGCUGUGAGUUUGGAGCUAGAGGACACGGGGCACUGGGUGGUCCUGCCCACCGGCCUUUCCGAGGAUGGUGCACCAUUGGCUCUGGUUCAUUAUUCCUCCUACCGUCAGUGUGACUCCCACAGUAGCUCUAUAUUUAUCAAUAGACGUUGAGAGAAUCUUAUUGGCAAAGUUCCUGGAGUUAUUUGCAAAGAAGUUUACAUUGGACAUUUCAUCAGAAAUCCGUCAGCUCAGUCUCUCUGGUACAUGUCUUAUUUAGUCUUAUGCAUCCUUCAGCCC
Messenger RNA from Pseudophryne corroboree (corroboree frog), 1133 nucleotides. It is a transcript of the gene AQP10, whose product is annotated as aquaporin 10. Gene Ontology annotation, cellular component: plasma membrane; basolateral plasma membrane. NCBI's taxonomy places the organism in Eukaryota, Metazoa, Chordata, Amphibia, Anura, Myobatrachidae. Bases 34 to 864 code for a protein of 276 amino acids. Gene Ontology annotation, molecular function: glycerol channel activity; urea transmembrane transporter activity; water channel activity. The transcript has 5 exons. Gene Ontology annotation, biological process: glycerol transmembrane transport; water transport. The record is from RefSeq and is a predicted model, not a curated record.